ACCAACCGAUUUCGCUGUAAGGAUGGAGAAAAGUAUGUCUAAGGAUAUAGUUAAAAGAGAAAAGGAUAUCAAGGAUGAAGGAAAACAAUGGCCACAAGUCUUAGCUAUUUGGAUAGCUAGUUUAACAUCACUAUGCUCCGGUUGCACAUUCGCUUGGACAUCUCCGUCAUUACCAGCAAUAGUAAACAGUGAUGACUAUGACAUAACUGAGGAAGAAGCGACAUGGUUCACUGUGAUACCACCAAUAGCUAUGAUGAUUUCAACACCGAUUAUUUCAAAAUUAAAUGACGUAAUAGGAAGAAAAAAAAUGUUAUUAGCUAUCGGUAUCUUACAUAUUAUUAAUUGGAUUUUGGUUUGCUUUUCACGAAGCAUAUAUGUUUUUUACAUGGCCAGAUUCGUGGUUGGAUUGGCGGAUGCCUGCGUUUUCUCCGCUUUACCCAUGUACAUAGGAGAAAUUUCGACUCCCGUUGUUAGAGGCAGAUGGGGAAACAUUUUAACAUUUAACAUAUACUUUGGACAAUUUGCCAUUAAUGUCCUCGGCAGUUAUUUAUCUAUAGCACAAGUUUCGUACAUCUCAAUUUGUUUUCCAAUAUUAUUUGUCAUAAUGUUUCCCUUUAUGCCUGAAUCGCCAUAUUUUUAUGCUAUGAAGUCACGUUAUGACGAUGCUAGGAACUCCCUUAAAUGGUUUUCAAGAAAAGAAGACAUUGAGCCAGAUUUUUUGAUCCUAAAAUCCGACGUUGAACGACAACUGUCAGAGGCAGGGACAUGGAAAGAAUUAUUUACAAUUAGAAGUAACAGAAAAGCACUUUCUGCAGGCUUGUUCCUUAGAAUAGUCCAACAACUAGGGGGCAUUUCAGUAUUUGCCACAUAUACUCAACUGAUAUUUAAUAAAGCUGGAGGAAAUAUGUCACCACAGUUGUCUUCAAUAAUCUUUACUGGAUUUAUAAUGCUUCUAAACUUCGUAGCAGGGUUUACUCUAGACUUAAUGGGCAGAAAAAAGGCUUUCAUGUACUCUAGUCUCAGUUCAGGAAUAGUUCUUUUCUGUUUGUCAAUUUACUUUUACCUUGAUAAAUACGAAAGUCAAAUUGAUCUGACUUCAUUACAAUGGAUACCAUUGACUGGAAUGAUAUUAUUUGUGUUAUGUUAUUCCUUUGGCUUAGGAAUUGUGCCAACUCUGAUGUUGGGAGAGCUAUUUUCAGCCAGUAUUAAAGUUAAAGGACUUUGUUCCUUGACCAUAGUUUUUGGAGUUUUGAUAAGUACAAUUACUAAAUUAUUCUACGUAUUGGAUACGAACUUUGGACUAUUUUGUCCAUUUUUGUUAUUUUCCUUCAGCUGUAUUGUAGGAUCUGUUUUAACAAUAUAUUUUGUACCUGAGACUAAAGGAAAAACGUUGGAGGAAAUUCAACAAGCACUCAAAGCAAAGAAAUAAAGAUUUAUUUAAAUUAUUUAAAAACAUUGUGAUAUAUUUUAUUUAUUUUUAACACAAAAUGUAUUUAUUAUAUGAAUAAUAAAAUGUGUCAAAUAAUA
Aethina tumida (small hive beetle) is the source of this 1527-nucleotide messenger RNA. Its product is annotated as facilitated trehalose transporter Tret1. Gene Ontology annotation, biological process: transmembrane transport. The transcript has 2 exons. Bases 23 to 1429 code for a protein of 468 amino acids. The record is from RefSeq and is a predicted model, not a curated record. Gene Ontology annotation, molecular function: transmembrane transporter activity. Gene Ontology annotation, cellular component: membrane. NCBI's taxonomy places the organism in Eukaryota, Metazoa, Arthropoda, Insecta, Coleoptera, Nitidulidae.